This is a messenger RNA of Camellia sinensis, 996 nucleotides long. RefSeq names its product Mitochondrial import inner membrane translocase subunit Tim17/Tim22/Tim23 family protein. Gene Ontology annotation, biological process: protein targeting to chloroplast; protein insertion into mitochondrial inner membrane. Gene Ontology annotation, cellular component: TIM22 mitochondrial import inner membrane insertion complex; chloroplast envelope. The record is from RefSeq and is a predicted model, not a curated record. Gene Ontology annotation, molecular function: transmembrane protein transporter activity. Lineage: Eukaryota; Viridiplantae; Streptophyta; Magnoliopsida; Ericales; Theaceae.
CGAAAAUAUCAAGCUGCGAAAACAAGAGGUGAGAGACUGAGCAGUUUACCCUAACAAUUACAUAUAGCAUAUUAGGGCAUAUACAGACUUUGCAAAACGGCGACUAUGGCGGAUUCUCCAACCUCCGAUACUGACCCAGAACUUGACAACAGUGGCUCUAACCCUAACCCAAACCCUAACCCUAAUUUUACUUCGGACGCAAUGAGCCCCGGUCCUCCUCUUGUUUGCCUCCUCAGGUUCGCCGGUGACUCCGUUGCAGGCGCUUUCAUGGGCUCCGUUUUCGGCUACGGUUCAGGAUUGAUUAAGAAGAAAGGGUUUAAAGGAUCCUUCGCGGAGGCAGGAUCUUCUGCCAAGACAUUUGCAGUUUUGUCUGGAGUACACAGUUUGGUUGUCUGCUUUUUGAAGAGGCUGCGAGGGAAGGAUGAUGUCAUUAAUGCAGGAGUUGCCGGAUGUUGCACUGGUCUUGCCUUAAGUUUCCCAGGUGCACCGCAGGCCCUUUUGCAGAGCUGCCUCACGUUUGGGGCAUUCUCCUUCAUCAUUGAAGGCCUUAACAAGCAACAGCCAGCACUGGCUUCCAUUGUCAGCAGGAGCCCCAAGACUCGGCACUUCAGUAUACUCCCUCCGUUAGCGCUUCCUCUUCCAGAUGAAUUUAAAGGGUCAUUUUCUGUUUUCUGUCAAUCAAUAAGAAAAAAGUGAGGACGACAAUUGUGCCGCUCACUGACUGAGCCAAGAAUGAAGCAAUUACGUUUCGGAUGUCUGUGGAAUGUUGGUGUGCCCAUAAAGAUGUUAUAUAAAUUUGUUGGUUAUCUUGACUUUGUCCAACUCCAUUUAAUGAAAUUUCUCUUUUGGCAUUUCUUUCUAAGCAUUGUGACUUGGCAUGAAUGAGUUUGUAAAUUGCAAAUAAGAUACUGGAAUGAUGUAAUAUCUGCUUUGUAAGAAAACCAUGAAAUUCUUACUACACGAGAAUCAUGGAAAUCCUCACCAUUGGUUGCUAAA